Messenger RNA from Tetrahymena thermophila SB210, 978 nucleotides. Its product is annotated as zinc-binding dehydrogenase family oxidoreductase. NCBI's taxonomy places the organism in Eukaryota, Ciliophora, Oligohymenophorea, Hymenostomatida, Tetrahymenidae. The record is from RefSeq and is a predicted model, not a curated record. The transcript is spliced from 3 exons. Gene Ontology annotation, molecular function: oxidoreductase activity.
AUGAGAGCAUUGAUUAUGGAAUAAUUCAAGCAACCUAAGUUUGCUAAGAACUUCCCUAUUCCUGAACCAAAAGAAGGUUAAGUACUUAUCAAAGUAGAAGCAGCCCCUAUCAACCCUUCUGAUUUAUCAUACAUUAAUGGUCAAUAUGGUAAAGAAGCUAAAUUCCCUGUAGUUUUAGGUUUUGAAGGAUCAGGUACUAUCGUCAAAAGUGGAGGUGGUGCUUAUGCAGACUCUUUGGUAAAUAAAAGAGUAGCUUUUUCAGCUGAAACUGGCUCUUAUGCUGAAUUCUGUUUAGCUAAGGCUACUUCUGUCGUUCCAAUUUCAGACAACCUUACUUUUAGCUAGGCUUCCUGCAGUUUUGUUAACCCAUUAACUUGUGUAGCUUUCUUAGAAAUUGUUAAGGAAGCUGGUGUUAAAGCUAUUGUUCACUCUGCUGCUGCCUCAGCUUUAGGAAAAAUGGUUGUUAGAUAUUUCUAACAAAAUGGAAUAAAAGUAAUUAACUUGGUUAGAAGAUAAGAAUAAGUAGACACCCUCAAAGCAAUCGGUGCAGAAUAUGUCUUAAAUCAAACAGAUCCCAACUUCAAUCAAGAAUUAUCCAAAUUAUCAGAAGAGUUAUAAGCCACCAUUUUCUUUGAUGCCGUUGCAGGCACUACUACAGCUGAUGUUGUUUUCUAAAUGCCAAGAGGCUCUACCGUUUAUGUUUAUGGUGGUCUCUCUGGAUAGGAAUCAUUGAUAGGACCUAGAGUUCUUAUCUUUAAGGAUGCUACAGUGAAAGGCUUCUGGCUAUCCCCCUGGUUAGGUAAGUUGAAACUUGAAUAAAUAGUUUCAUUAGUUAAAAAAGUCUAAACACUCCUCACUUCUGAUCUUAAAACAGAUAUUGCUGGUGAAGAAAAGCUUGAAAACUUUAGCUAAGCCUUAGAAAAAUACGCUAAAAAUAUGUCUGCAGGCAAAAUUCUUUUUAGACCUACCUUGCUUUGA